ACCAUGGAAGACACUCGGUCCAAACCCGGCACUCCGGAGCCCAGUCCCGCACCCAGUCCCGUACCCAGUCCUGCACCAAGUCCUGUACCCAGUCCGCUGUUGGACAGAAUCCCUUUGCCAUCAGGAAACCAUGUGGAACACCUUAAUGUGAACCAGAUCCAGGUAGUAGUGCGGCGUUGUUCGAGUCCAAAUGUCACAGAGGAAACAACCUAUUUUCUUCCUCGCAACCCUGUGGUGGAUGCUGGUACCAACACAGAACCACCGAUGGUCUGCUGCCCUUUGAUUCACAGAUUUUGCCCUUGUCCUCCAAGAGGCCUUGUGGCCUCUGUCAUAACAAAAGUCCUCUUGGCCGCGGUGCUCUUCGGAGUGGUGUGGUCCGUCACAGAGGAUGAGUGUCUUCCAGGGGGUAACCUGUUUGGCAUUACGGUGCUUUUCAUCUGUGCAGUUAUUGGUGGUAAACUAGUGGCUCUGAUCCAAUUGCCCAGACUUCCACCAUUCCCUCCACUUCUUGGUAUGCUGCUCAUGGGCUUCAUGCUGAGAAAUAUCCCAGUAAUAACAGACGGUGUGUAUAUUAAUUUCAAGUGGUCCGCCUCCCUCAGGAACAUUGCACUGGCGGUCAUCCUAGCCAGAGCCGGUCUGAGUUUGGAUCCCUCGGCUCUGAGGAAGCUGAAAUCUGUGUGUUUGCGUGUGGCAGUGGGGCCCUGCAUCAUUGAGGCCUGCACCAUAGCUCUGGCCUCACACUUCCUCAUGGGUUUGCCCUGGGUGUGGGGCUUCAUUCUUGGUUUUGUGCUUGGCGCUGUAUCUCCAGCAGUGGUGGUCCCCUCCAUGUUGCUACUGCAGAAGGACGGUUAUGGUGUGGAGCAGGGCAUCCCAACGGUGUUAAUGGCAGCAGGCAGCUUUGAUGACAUUCUCGCCAUAACAGGGUUCACUACAUGCUUGGGCAUGGCUUUUGCUACAGGUUCCACAUGGUACAACCUCUUGAGAGGGGUGCUGGAGGUGGCUGGUGGCCUGCUUGCUGGGAUCCUUCUUGGCUUCCUCAUCCAGUACUUUCCCAGUCUCGACCAGAAACACUUGGUGAUGAAGCGAUCCUUCCUGGUACUCGGCCUGUCUGUCUUUGCUGUGUUUGGCAGUGGUGUGGCUGGCUUUCCUGGUUCUGGUGGCCUCUGCACUCUGGUAUUGGCAUUUCUUGCUGGUCUCGGAUGGGGUACAGAAAAGGCACGCGUGGAGGAAGUGGUGGGCUGGGCAUGGGAUGUGUUUCAGCCACUUCUGUUUGGUUUAAUCGGAGCAGAGAUACGAGUGUCCGAGUUGGAGGGACACAUAGUUGGUCUGGGUAUUGCUUCUUUGCUCAUUGCCCUGGUGAUUCGACUUCUUUUCACCUAUGUUUGCGUGUUGUUCGCCGGCUUUAACAUUCGAGAAAAGGUGUUUAUUGCGCUGGCGUGGAUGCCCAAAGCCACAGUGCAGGCAGCCAUUGGCUCCACAGCUUUGGACAUGGCCAGAACUAGGCAAGACAAGCAGAUGCAGAAGUAUGGCAUGGACGUGCUGACUGUAGCUGUGCUUUCCAUUCUUCUCACGGCGCCAGUAGGAGCCCUUAUCAUUGGCCUGUGUGGACCAUGCCUGCUGCAGAAACCAAAGAACUCCGCCUGUGGCACUGCGGCAGGUGGCGAUGAGGACAAUGAAACGCCGGUCACCUAUGAAAGCACUCUCUGACAUCACCAGUCUCAAUGCAGCCAAUGGGGUGUUGAAAGAAAUAAUCUUUCAUUUUGGAUUUGAUGGCAUUUGUCUGCAAGUGCCGCAACAGUAUUGUCUAUCAUCAUGGAAAUCCUCACUGUUCACAUCUAUUUCUGUAUGUAUUCUUGAGGGAACACUCAACUCCGUUUUAAUUUGUAACAAAAUAACUGGAAUGACAUGUUGGAUAUGUCAGCUCUCCUUCAGCCACCGAGUGGCCUGCUACAUCUUGCUGUCUUCCAGACAGCUCCUGCUAUUCUCUCUACUGCAGGAGCACACCUGUGAAUAAUGACUACUCUAUGUAUUUGUAGCCACUGGUGAUUUCUACGCCUCAAACCAAUGACUCACAUCUGAACAUGUGAACGGUCAUGCAGCGUACGAGAGGUAGUUUCUGUUCAGAGUCAAAAUGUUUUUUUGUUUUUUUUUUAUAAUUGAAUGAAAUCAUUUUAUGAAUGUGGUUUUCAUUUUUAAAAAUGACUGUGGUUGUUCCUAUUUGUUAAAACAAGGGACUCGGACUGAAGUGGUAAUACUAAUAAUUGCAGCUAGUAAGCCUAUUGCGUUAGUUGCUAAAAUGAGCAGGAGUGUAUUUUUUAACAUGAGCUUAUGUUUGACACAUAUUUUAAGUCCUAUUGUUUUUAAUCAAAAUGUGUAAAAGCUCAGGAAAAUGUGUAUACAGUAAUCCACACAUUUCCCUUUGUUUCAAAAUUGAAGCUGAAUCAUAUUCAGUCCUUUAAACAUAUCUUUUAGCAGUCAUUUUUUAAAUCACGUUUUGUUACUUUUAUUUAAAAAAUCUGCAGUGUAUUUUAAGGAACUUCAAGAUGUUAAUUUUAUUUAAAUUAUGUGAUACAAAGUUUUUGUUUGCAGUAUUAGUAUUUAUGAGAAAUAUAUGGAACUGAGAAUUAGUUUUCUACUAAAUAUUCUUAAAUAAAGUUAUAUAAAAAAAAAAAGUUGAAUCUCUUGCUUAGUACUUCAGUUAUAGGGUUAGGGUAGUACCGUCGACCAAAAGUUGAAAUUUUUAGAUGAAUAGCAAUAAAGUUGCAAUCCCAUGAGCAUUCUCAUUUAGUAGAGUCUCCAAACCUUUUCGGAGUAUUGUAUUAACGGGAUAGCAUUUAGUUCAAAGCAUUACUGUGCCAAUAUAGAAUAAACAAAUUCAAACCAUGAUCCAGGAAACAUGAAAAUACAACUGUGAUGAUGUAAACAUUUAUGCAAAAAUAUUGGUAGGUAUUAGGAAUUACUUCAGAAGGAAGUAAAGUAUUUACAGCCGUUAUGGUACAGCGCAUAAAAAGAAACGGGCUGAAAACAACAAGGCUUAGUUCACUUACAUGAACCUCAAUAAGGCUUUCUAAAACUCUACUGCAAUGCUGAUACAACUCGACUGUGUUAUGGUUUGAAAUGAUUGAGUAACAUCAAUGGGCACAGAAAGGUUGCAAUGAGUUUAUCAAAUAAUAAUUUAUGCAUGAGUAUUUCAUAUUGCUAUAGUUUAAAUUUGGUACACAGUCACAAUGAAGGAAAAAGGCCUGGUUGUCACAAUAACUCAGCAAGGGUGCUAAAAUUGGUAGUAUGUAGCACAGUGAGAUUACAGACUGCAUAGCAGUUUUACUUCAUAUCUAAUAGAGGGAAAUUGUUGCCCUUGGACAUUUAUACUUAUUAAAGGCCAUUACAUCAAGUCACUGCAUUUACUGUAUGUUGUACUUUCAAAGUGGUCUCACUGAUUUAUGAAAGCUUCCAGAGAGACCAAAAUCAAAUUUACACAUACAGUGGAUACAGAAAGUUUUCAGACCCCCUUAAAUGUUUCACUCUUUGUUAAAAUAGAGCACAAAGCUAAAAUACAGUGGCUUCAGACUGUUUUUGAAUGGCCCAGCCAGAGCCCUGACUUAAACCCAAUUGAGCAUCUGUGGAAAGACCUGAAAAUGCCUGCUCACCAACGUUCACCAUCCAACAUGACAGAACUGGAGAGGAUCUACAAGGAGGAAUGGCAGAUGAUCCCCAAAUCCAGGUGUGAAAAACAUGUUG
This is a messenger RNA of Phycodurus eques (leafy seadragon), 3738 nucleotides long. Its product is annotated as sodium/hydrogen exchanger 9B2. Gene Ontology annotation, molecular function: antiporter activity. The transcript is spliced from 12 exons. Bases 4 to 1707 code for a protein of 567 amino acids. Lineage: Eukaryota; Metazoa; Chordata; Actinopteri; Syngnathiformes; Syngnathidae. Gene Ontology annotation, cellular component: membrane. The record is from RefSeq and is a predicted model, not a curated record. Gene Ontology annotation, biological process: proton transmembrane transport.